GACAUAAAGAGGGAAGUGGCAAGAUUGAGCCUGCCCUCUCGCUUUGCAAGUCAGCAAACUUUAUCAACGAUAAAUAAGUCAUGAGUAUGCCUUUACCACUCAUUUUAAAUGUUUGGGAUUUCAAGACGUAGCGUACAGCUUGUUAAGGAAAACUCAAUUUUUCGUUGUCGACGAAUUGUCCUAGCUUUGAACAUCAUGGCGGACGGCGCGGAAGGCAAGCCGUUUUUGGUGGAGUAUGCUGCGCAGGGAAGAGCUAAAUGCAAAACUUGCAAACAGCAGAUAGAGAAGAGUGUGACUCGAAUUGGAAAGUUGGUGUCGAAUCCAUUCAGCGAGGACGGCGGGAUGAUGAAACAAUGGUACCAUGUUUCUUGCAUUUUCGAUACUUUGUCGCGUGCUAGAGCCACCACGAAGAAAAUUGAAAGUACAGAUGAUUUGGGCGGAUUUGAGAACCUUAAAGACGACGAUCAGUCGAAAAUUUUAAGCCUCAUCAAAGAUCUAGCUGUCAAAAGUUCUGCACCUAAAAAGAAAACUCUGCAAUCUACUCUUGGAUUUGGAAAACCGAAACCCUCCACUCCAUCAAAGAUUACUUCAGCAGAUGGUAAAAAGUCUACAACCAAUGGCAAUGGGAGUCACAGCUCAUCCCCUCUCAAGGGAGAUGCUGAUGACAGCAAAGACAACAGUUUCCGAGAAUUCAGGAGAAUCUGCAUAAAGCUUGCUGAAGAACCAAGUUACAAUAACAAGAGCAAGAUCUUGUCUGACUUCUUUGAAAAGGGGAGCUCUGGAGGUGGAUUUGUAGGAGACUUGAUGCUAUGGGUGAAAAUGCUACUACCUGCAGUCAACAAGAGAGUGUACAACUUGCAAAGCAAACAACUCAUUAAAUUGUACAGUCAGAUUUUUGGAUGUAGCCAAGAUGACAUGAUAACGGACUUAGAACAGGGUGAUGUAUCAGAAACUGUGAGCACAUUUUUUGAGAGUGGCUCAUUGCUAAAACCUCUAAAGAAGAGUUUGAUUUCCUUACAGGAGGUUGAUGCAUUUCUUGACAAACUGAAAACUUUGACGAAGGAAGAGGACCAGCAGAGGGAACUCACCAAAAUGACCAGGAGAUGCUCUGCUAAUGACUUGAAGUUCAUCAUUCGUCAGAUCAAGCAUGACCUGCGAAUGAACACAGGAGCAAAACAUGUUUUAGAUGCACUUGAUCCAAAUGCGUAUGAGGCAUUUCAGGCAUCAAACAACCUCGCAGAUGUUGUACAGCGAUGCCUGCAGAGAAAGGAAACAAAUGCAAGUGUUUUGCCUGGAAUGAGUAAAAAGCUGAGCAUCAAAGCUUCCUUGAUGACACCUGUCAAACCUAUGCUGGCAGAAGCUUGUAAGAGUUUUUCACAGGCAUUGAAGAAAUGUCCCAAUGGAAUGUAUGCAGAGAUUAAAUACGAUGGAGAAAGAGUCCAGGUUCACAAGAGCGGUAAUGAGUUUCAAUUUUUCAGCCGCAGCCUCAAACCUGUCCUUGGACACAAGGUAGCACCCAUAAAAGAUCAUCUUCCAAAAGCCUGUCCUCAUGGCAAUAAUCUCAUAUUGGAUAGUGAGGUGUUACUUGUUGACAAUAAAACAAGCAAACCUCUCCCAUUUGGGACUCUAGGCAUUCAUAAGAAAUCGGCUUUCAAAGAUGCCAGUGUUUGUUUGUUUAUCUUUGAUUGCCUCCAGUUUAAUGAUGAAAACAUGAUGAAAAAGAGCAUGACUGAAAGACGAAAAGUCUUGGAACAAAAUGUUACAGUCAUCCCAAACAAAAUAAUGUUAUCGGAAAUGAAUUUCCUAAAGACAGAAAAAGAGCUCUCAAAGUUGAUGACGCGAGCCAUCAAAGAAGGCCUCGAGGGACUGGUGCUGAAGGAUGUCAAUGGCAUUUAUGAACCAGGAAAAAGGCAUUGGCUCAAGAUGAAGAAGGAUUAUCUGGAGGAAGGUGCCAUGGCAGAUACUGCUGACCUGGUGGUACUUGGGGCCUACUAUGGAACAGGGAACAAAGGUGGAUUGAUGUCGAUUUUUCUAAUGGGAGUCUGGGAUCCAGCCACAAAGCAAUGGUGCACUGUGGCGAAGUGUGGCAAUGGUCAUGACGAUAAAACCAUAGAGCGGCUUAAUAGAGAGCUUAAACUGAAGAAAAUCAGCAAGGACCCUUCUAAGGUUCCUUUCUGGUUGAACAUACACCGAAGUUUAGUUCCUGACUUUGUCGUCGAAGAUCCCAAGAAAUCCCCCGUUUGGGAGAUAACUGGGGCAGAAUUCAGUAAAUCAACGACACACACUGCUGAUGGUAUAUCGAUCAGAUUUCCACGAGUUACACGGAUCAGAGACGACAAAGAUUGGCAAACUGCAAACGAUCUGCCUCAUCUGAAGGUUUUAUUCAAGAACUCGAGAGGUUCAACCAAUGUGGCUGACCUUGAGGAUAAUGACGACGACAAUGACGAUGAUAAUGAUGAUGAUGAUGAUGCAACCGAAGAUGAUAACGAUCCUCCAUCAAAGGACAAGGAGAUAAAAAACGAAAGCCCUUCUAAGGAAUCAAACGAGACAGAAUCAAAAACAAGAAAGAGAAAAGCGCCUGACCGUGAAGAAAAUAGUUCUCCAAGUAAACGGGCGAAGGCAGCCGGCAAGUACGGGUCGAAAUGCUAUCAAAAGAGCGAGGAUCAUUAGCAGAGAUUCAGCCAUCCGGAGAAUGACGAUGGUAAUAAAUGUAGUCCAAGCAAGAACAAGGUACUCUUAA
Molecule: messenger RNA, 2740 nt
Organism: Stylophora pistillata
Lineage: Eukaryota; Metazoa; Cnidaria; Anthozoa; Scleractinia; Pocilloporidae
Product: DNA ligase 3
Biological process (GO): DNA biosynthetic process; double-strand break repair; lagging strand elongation
Cellular component (GO): nucleus; DNA ligase III-XRCC1 complex
Molecular function (GO): zinc ion binding; DNA ligase (ATP) activity; DNA binding
Source: RefSeq, a predicted model, not a curated record